This is a messenger RNA of Rattus rattus (black rat), 2776 nucleotides long. It is a transcript of the gene Sp140, whose product is annotated as SP140 nuclear body protein. Gene Ontology annotation, molecular function: DNA binding; protein binding; DNA-binding transcription factor activity, RNA polymerase II-specific. Gene Ontology annotation, biological process: regulation of transcription by RNA polymerase II. Lineage: Eukaryota; Metazoa; Chordata; Mammalia; Rodentia; Muridae. The record is from RefSeq and is a predicted model, not a curated record. The transcript has 22 exons. Gene Ontology annotation, cellular component: nucleus. Bases 482 to 2602 code for a protein of 706 amino acids.
CGCCUUCUGACUUUUCCUACUCUGCUGUUCAAAUAUCAGAUGCCACCUCCUCUGGUUCUGACUCAAGGGGCUGCCGGGACAGCCACAGGCCUGAGAGACUGCAGACGACCUACUCUUCCUCAUCCUUCCAGGCACCACCCCAGCAAAGGGCAAAGGAGUUCCUUCCUUUACUAACCAGCCAGCUGGCCUCAGACAGCUCGGAGCUCUUAGCUGAAACAGACCCUCCCACCUUCCUUCCUUGGAGGGCAGCAGGGGUCCCAGGUUUCUGGGGACUUGGGCUGUCUUUGCUCCUCCCCUGUGGGGCAGAGCCUAGUGGGGGCCAGUGCAUUAGUACAGUGAUGUCAUAGUUGAACAAUUUCACUUUCCUUUUUCUCCUCUUUGGAGGGCUCUGAAGGAGUUCUCUCUGGGCUUCCCAGAGACUCAGAGCCGGGUUCAGUCUGCCCUGAGCCAAGUUCAGGGUCCCUUGGGGUCUGCGUAGGGGAUGGCAGGAGGAGACAAUGGACUCAGCAGCAGGAUGAUCCCAGAAAACCAGAAUGGAGAGGAGUCAGAUGACUAUCAGCUAAUGUUCAAGCUCUUCAAAGAAAACAAGGUGGAGAUUGCAAGUGCCAUCACCAAGCUAUUUCCUUUCCUUAUGAGCCUUCGAGACCGAGACUUUAUCUCAGAGCAGAAGUAUCAGGAAUGUCAAGAAACAUGUAAGAACCUGGUUCCAGUGGACAGAGUGGUGUAUGACAUCCUCAGUGACAUACAGAAGAAGUUUAGCCGGGAUCUUCUGAAAGUGAUAUUCAGCAACGUGCAUCUGAAGGCCUACCCUGACUUACAGGAGAUUCUAAAACACUUCCUAAGUGUUUCUGAAAAUCACAGGACUCUACAGAGGAUAAAUGGAAGAGAUGUUGAAGAGGGGCCCAGACUGCCAGCUGUCGUUAGGGAAGCAUCCUACAGUCCUGGAAAUAUACAAACGAGUGCUGAACAAGCAGAGGAGGUGCCCAGCCUUCCACAGUGCAAUGGAGGAGAUGAGCGAGACUUCAGUUGCCGGUCAGCUGAGGGAAGGAGUUCUCCUGAACAAAUGUGUGAUGGACAAGAGCCUCAGGACAACCUGCCCUCCUCCCUGAGAUGUGAAGCAGCAUCCUACAGUCCUGGAAAUACAGAAAUGAGUGCUGAACAGGCAGAGGAGGUGCCCAGCCUUCCACAGUGCAAUGGAGGAGAUGAGCGAGACUUCAGUUGCCGGUCAGCUGAGGGAAGGAGUUCUCCUGAACAAAUGUGUGAUGGACAAGAGCCUCAGGACAAUCUGCCCUCCUCCCUGAGAUGUGAAGCAGCAUCCUGUAGUCCUGGAAACACACAAACAAGCGCUGAACAAGCAGAGGAGGCGCCCAGCCUUCCACAGUGCAAUGGAAGAGAGGGAAGUAGCUCUUGUGAACAAAUGUGUGAUGGACCAGAUCCCCAGGAUGAACUGUCCUCAUCACUGAGACGUGACACAGGAGCACAGCAAGCCACAAGUGAAGAGAGGUGUUCCUGUGUCAUGUGUUCCCCAACAUAUGUGCCAGAAGACCUAGAAGCAAGGAUGGGAAGCAGUCAAGGAGCCAUGGACACUGGGAGGAAAAUUCCUGCAGGAAAAUCCAAGAAGAGAAGAAAAAAGAAAGGUUACAACUGGUCAAAACCAAAGCGGAGGAAGCCAAUGAUUGUAUGGAGAAAAUAUGGCAGAAGAGCCGUUGCCCAGGCAGUUUUCAGGAGAAAGAAAAUGAAGAACCCAGGACUCUCUGCUAAGAUCAGGGGUCCAAGAAGGCACAGGAAGGAAAUGGCCAAUUUUAACGCCGAGUUGCUACCUGUGACGUGUGGUAACUUGAAGGGAGUAUUACACAAGGAUAAAUUCAAACAAGGGAUAUCUGUGAUGUCUAUACAGUGCCAGGAUGGGAAGUGGGUCACACCCUCUGAAUUUGAAAUCAUGGGAGGCCAUGGAAGAUCAAAGAACUGGAAAUUGAGUCUGCGGUGCUAUAAUUGGCCCCUGAAAUUUCUGAUCCAGAGAAAUUUUCUACCCAUUCCUCCACGGAUAUAUGGCAAGAGAAAAAAGAACUCAGAUGAGUGUGAGGUGUGCCGGGAUGGAGGAACGCUCUUCUGCUGUGAUACAUGUUCCAGAGCCUUCCAUGAAGAGUGUCAUAUCCCAGCAGUGGAAGCUGAGAUAACACCAUGGAGUUGCAUCUUCUGUAGGAUGCAGUCCUUAGGAAGUCAACAGAGUCUUCCAGAAUCUGAGAUACUGCAGAGGGAGAUGGUGCCCCAGGAACAGUUGAAGUGUGAGUAUGUUCUCUUGAGAGUCUAUUGCUGUUCUGAGAGCUCCUUUUUUUCCAAGAUGCCAUAUUAUUAUUAUUUUAGAGAGAUGGCUGUGGGCGUGCAAGAGCCUAUGUGGUUGGACAUAAUCAAGAGAAAGCUGAGUGAUCAGGCUUACUCCCAAGUAGAAGACUUCGUGCAGGACAUGAGGCUCAUCUUCCGGAAUCACAGAAUCACGUUCAAGGACCCUAAGUUUGGUGAAAUGGGACUCAUACUGGAGUCCAAGUUUGAGAAGAGUUUCAAGGAAGUGUUUGCUAUUCAAGGAAGAAGUGAAAAGAGUUGACUGAUGUCACAGAUCCCACUGGUGUCCUGGCAUCAUCUUCUCAUCUAUCCAUGCCUGCCCACCUACAGCAACAAUGACUGUUCUCUACAGACCCCAUCGUUCCCAGAGGAUUGCUCUGGGUCACAUAGAGACAGGUGCAUCUGGGACCCCCUGGCCUGAGGUCCGUCCUCCUCU